Amaranthus tricolor (Joseph's coat) is the source of this 1024-nucleotide messenger RNA. Its product is annotated as homeobox-leucine zipper protein ATHB-40-like. Bases 160 to 819 code for a protein of 219 amino acids. NCBI's taxonomy places the organism in Eukaryota, Viridiplantae, Streptophyta, Magnoliopsida, Caryophyllales, Amaranthaceae. The transcript is spliced from 3 exons. Gene Ontology annotation, biological process: positive regulation of DNA-templated transcription. Gene Ontology annotation, molecular function: sequence-specific DNA binding; DNA-binding transcription factor activity, RNA polymerase II-specific. The record is from RefSeq and is a predicted model, not a curated record. Gene Ontology annotation, cellular component: nucleus.
AUCCACACAUGCACCAUCUCACUUCUAAUCAACCACCCUUCACUCCAUGCCUGAAAAAAUAAAUUUAAAAAGAAGAAACAUACUAUAUAUGUUUUACGAGCUAAGCAAACUAAGUUGAGACAGCGACAAAAUUCAAUUAGCACAUAAAAAUCUAAAACCAUGCAAGGAGAAGAUGAUUCAAUAGGCUUAACUCCUCAUUUUUACUCCGAAUUAUACACCCAAAUGGCUCCACAACAAGGAGAUGAGCUGAAACGACGUAGGAGAAGAAAGAAUAAGAAAGAAGAAAAUAAUUCGGCAGCGAAGAAGAGGAAGCUAAGUGAAGAGCAAGUAAAUAUGUUAGAAAUGAACUUCGGUUGUGAACACAAACUCGAAUCGGAACGCAAAGAUCGGCUUGCCUCGGAGCUAGGUUUAGAUCCGAGGCAAGUCGCGGUCUGGUUCCAAAACCGAAGGACGCGUUGGAAGAAUAAGAAAUUAGAGCAGGAGUAUUCUAAAUUGAGGGAUGAACAUGAGAACCUUGUGGUGGAAAAGUGUCGUCUGGAAACUGAGGUAUUAAGUUUAAAAGAUAAACUCAAUGAUGCAAAGAAGGAAAUUGAUAAACUAGUAAUUAAAAGAUCAUCAGCAUCAGCAUCGGCAUCAGCAAUAUCAUCAUCAACAACAGAUAAUAUAUCAAGUAACAGUCCAAGUUCUUCACUAACAAUGGAUCAUCACAUUCUUGCCCAACAACAAUUUGGUCUUGGAAUGGUAGGAUGUUGCUUUGAUAGUAUGUUCUACGGCCUUCCUGAUACUAGCGUUGAUUGGGUCGUUGAUCUUUAUAUGUGAAAUCAAUUAAUUUAGUUUAUUAAUAACCUUAGCUUGUAGGAUAAUUAGUUAUUUAAAUAGAGAAGCUAAUGUGUAUAUAUUAAUCUAUCUCAUAUAUAAUUUGUAAAUCAUAUAAUUAAGAUCACUAGAUUUAACUUAAUUUAUCUAUUUGUAGGAUGUAAUGUUACAUUAUGUAAUGGAAGCUAAGUAUUACUUAUUAAUUUAA